This is a messenger RNA of Gongylonema pulchrum, 234 nucleotides long. The record is from the annotation of a GenBank genome assembly. Lineage: Eukaryota; Metazoa; Nematoda; Chromadorea; Rhabditida; Gongylonematidae.
AUGGCUGGACGCGCUCGGUGUACGACGGGUCUCCGAGGAGGAGCGAGUGACGAUGCCGACAAUCGGAAAGCGCAACUGGAAGAAAUCGAAUCAGUUGAGGCUAUCUACGGCGACCUCAUUCAUCUGGAAUCGCCAACACGGCUUAGCGUUCAUUUCACUAACGAUGUGCAACUAAUAAUUAAUCUUCCCGAGCAAUAUCCUUCAUGGUUCGGCUUUCUUUUUUUAUACCAUUAA